AUGUCACAACCAGAAUGCUAUAAAGAGAAUGAUCAGGUAUGUCACCUACAUAAAUCAAUCUACGGGCUCAAGCAGGCUAGUCGUCAGUGGAAUGUUAAAUUAAACAAUGCUCUGCUAAAAAUCGGAUUGAAAAGAUCAAAAAUAGAUCCAUGCAUUUAUUAUUCCGUAAAUAAAUCAAAAAUGAUUUUUAUUGCAGUAUGGGUAGAUGACUUCAUGAUAUUUACAAAUGACAAGAAAACGGCAACAGGUAUCAAAGUAAAACUUAAAGAAGAAUUCAAUAUGAAAGAUCUGGGUGAGAUAAAGCAGUGUAUUGGGAUAAAUAUAAAUAGAGAUCGUAAGGCAGGUGGGAUCAUGUUGGACCAAGAGAAGUACAUAAACCAAGUGUUAGAACGCUUUGGUAUGUCUGCUUGCAAACCAGUUCACACUCCGAUAGAGGUAAAUAUGAAAUUUGAUAAGAAACCUGAAAAUGAAGAUGGCAAUUUCCCAUACAGAGAAGCGGUGGGGUGUCUAAUAUAUUUGGCACAAGUUACACGACCUGACAUCACAUAUGCGGUGAACAAGUUGAGUCAGUACUGUAAUGACCCAGGUAUUCAACACUGGCUUGGAGUAAAAAGGGUUAUGAGGUACCUUCAAGGAACCAAGAAACUAAAGUUAUGUUAUCUCAAAGAUGACUCCAAGGAAAUAACUGGGUAUUGUGACGCAGAUUGGGCUACUGAUCCACAGGAUAGAAGAUCAUGCACCGGUUACACUUUUAUUUUUCAAAAUGCUUCCAUAUCUUGGAAUUCUUGUAAACAACAGACUGUGGCACUCUCAACAGCAGAGGCUGAAUAUAUGGCAAUGGCUUCGGCGACCCAGGAGGCGUUGUGGCUUCGGCAACUACAAGCUGAGCUCGGGCAAGGCCUGGACAGUGCAUUACUUAUCUAUAGUGAUAAUCAAAGUGCGAUAAGGUUGGCAUCAACUGACUGUUAUAAAGCUAAGACUAAACAUAUAGAUAUAAGGUUGCAUUUUCUCAGGGAAAACAUUGUUAAUUGUAAAGUUAAUUUUUUAUUUGUAAAUGGUUGUAACAUGGUAGCUGACAAUUUGACAAAGGGUGUAACACUUGCCAAGCAUUUAUACUGUAUUAGUAAGAUGGGAUUGCGUUCUAGAGGGAGUGGAACGCAACCAUUUAUAUUUUUUUGUUGCAUUCACUGCUAA
Parnassius mnemosyne (clouded apollo) is the source of this 1194-nucleotide messenger RNA. The record is from the annotation of a GenBank genome assembly. Lineage: Eukaryota; Metazoa; Arthropoda; Insecta; Lepidoptera; Papilionidae.